This is a messenger RNA of Paramecium sonneborni, 657 nucleotides long. Lineage: Eukaryota; Ciliophora; Oligohymenophorea; Peniculida; Parameciidae. The record is from the annotation of a GenBank genome assembly.
AUGAUUAAAAUUUAAAACAUUAAAUUUUAUAAGUAUUAAAAAAUAAGCUUAUUUAAAAAAAUAUAAUUGGAAUAUUUAAAGGUAGCAUCAGAAUUGAAAUACUUUCUGGGUAUCAAAAGAUUUUAGAAUAUUUUCUCUACCUCUAAAAUUAAUUUACAUACCAAAAAUUUAUGUAAAUUUUUAUUUUUUAUUUUUAUGUUAGAAAAGGCCCUUACUUAUUGUUUACAAGAAGAAACACCUGUGUCAAUUACUGAUAUCAUGCAAAUACAAUAGAACUAGCAAAUAACCAAUAAACAACCAAGGAUUAUAGCUUAGCCUAACAAAUUAGAUUCUCAGUAGUUUCCUUAGAAAUUUAUAAAAAAAUCAUCAAUUAAAGAGAUUAUUCAUCAAGGACACUAAGAUUUGAAAUAAGCUCCUAAAAUUACUUAAGACUUUUCUGUUUAUCAAAGUGAAUGGUAAAAAAAUAUUCUAAACAAAUAUUAUAAUCUCAAUACAGGAAAUAACAGUUUUUGCAACAGUAUUAAUUGAUAUACAAUAGAAACAAGAAGGAGAACAUAUUCUAUAUAGAUGAACUCAAAAAAAGUUAAUUUAAGAAUGAGAGAUAUGUCUAUGUUUACAGAGAGAAAGUUUUAAUUAGAACCUAAUAUUGAGUUCUGA